GCUCCCGGCCACCCUCAGAGGAUUGGCUCAUCAGCCAGAUGUCGAUCCAGCGGUCGCUGUCGGUGGGCGAGGACUGGUCGCAGGACGUGCAGAGUGGCCCCCUGACCCAGCUACAGUACUGCACCGAGCCCAUCUGUCUGUCUGGGUGUACUGAACAGAAUGGAUAUUGCAACAAGCCUGGAGAGUGCAUCUGUCGUCCCGGUUGGCAAGGCCGCUACUGCGAUGAAUGCAUUCCCCACAUAGGCUGCCGUCAUGGGACUUGUAAAACACAAUGGCAGUGCAUCUGUGAUGAGGGAUGGGGCGGCCUCUUCUGUGAUCAAGAUCUGAACUACUGCACUCACCACAGACCAUGCAAAAACGGAGCGACUUGCAUGAACACUGGCCAGGGCAGCUAUACGUGCUCGUGCAAACCUGGCUUCACCGGUGUUGACUGCGAACACGAGAUCAGCGAGUGUGACAGCAAUCCCUGUAGGAAUGGCGGCAGUUGCACGGAUAUGGAGAAUGGUUAUCACUGCCUGUGCCCCCCUGGCUACUACGGCACUCACUGCGAGCACAGCGCUUUGACAUGUAUAGAUUCUCCGUGCUUUAACGGCGGCACGUGCUUGGAAAAAGAACAAGGGGCCAGCUACACUUGCGUUUGCCCUUUUGGCUUCACAGGGUCAAACUGUGAAAAAAAAGUAGACAGGUGCACAAGCAACCCGUGUGCAAAUGAUGGUAAUUGCUUUUACCUUGGUCAGAUUCGUGUGUGUCGUUGUCGGCCUGGUUUCUCUGGUCAGAAAUGUGAGAUAAACAUCAAUGAUUGUGCAAGAAACCCAUGUUCCAAUGGAGGAACUUGUCACGAUCUGAUUAACGAUUACACCUGCACAUGCUUGCCAGGCUACAGUGGCAGAAACUGUGACAUCAAAACCAGAGACGAAUGUGCUUCUGGGCCAUGUGAGAAUGGAGGCACAUGCUACAGUGGACUUUAUAGUGCCAACUUUGUCUGCUACUGUCCUUCCGGCUUCAUGGGCAACCGCUGCGAGUUGCCGGUUUAUUCAGUGCCCGUUACACUUCCGCCCAAACCAGUCCCCUGGAUUGCUAUAUCCAUGGGCGUGGGGCUGGUGGCGUUGCUCAUACUGUUCUGCAUGAUAGCAAUGGUCAUCAGGCAGAUGAGGAUGCAUCCAGAGCAGGACUCGGAGACAAUGAACAACCUGUCUGACUUCCAGAAGGACAAUCUCAUCCCAGCUUCCCAGCUCAAAAAUACCAAUAAAAAUAAAGACCUCGAAGUGGACUGCGGGCUGGAGAAAUCAAACUACAAACCCAAGAAUCAUAAACUGGACUACAAUCUGGUAAAAGACCUGACGAGUAGAGGCACACAGGAAGACAAAUAUUACAAAAGUGAAAAGUGUUUAGGAGAGAAGUCUCCCCUCCGACUACACAGUGAAAAGCCAGAAUGUAGGAUAUCGGCGAUAUGCUCUCCGAGGGAUUCAAUGUACCAGUCCGUCUUUGUGAUAACAGAAGAAAGGAAUGAGUGCAUCAUAGCCACAGAGGUAUAAGACUGAAGAUCAGCCCAUUUGCACCUCAGAUUUGGUAAUGCCAGUAGAUGGAUGUUCCUGCUGCAUUGUUUACAAUUCAGAACUGGAUCGGACUGUUUUUAACUACAUGCAACUUGCUGCUCUCAGGCGGAGGAUGGAACUGGGUGAACUGGACAGACUGUGAAUUUACUGAAAGAUGCAAUACACCUUUUUGUUCUUACUGCCCUUGUUUGAAGUUCGAUACCAGAAAUCUCGUUGGCUAUAGAAGAGGGGAGGCAGAGGGAAGAGAGAGGGGUUUAACAUGUUGUUUUAAUUUGUUUUUAAAAGAUACUGGGGCCAGUUCCUCAUGGACAGACCCCUGGCUUUCC
Molecule: messenger RNA, 1882 nt
Organism: Pterocles gutturalis (yellow-throated sandgrouse)
Lineage: Eukaryota; Metazoa; Chordata; Aves; Pterocliformes; Pteroclidae
Gene: DLL4
Product: delta-like 4 (Drosophila)
Exons: 9
Biological process (GO): establishment or maintenance of epithelial cell apical/basal polarity; heterophilic cell-cell adhesion
Cellular component (GO): protein-containing complex; plasma membrane
Molecular function (GO): calcium ion binding
Source: RefSeq, a predicted model, not a curated record